CUGAUUUCAACAUUCUCCAUCUCCAACGCACAAAAGAAAUGGAGAUUUGGUUCGUCAUCCUCGUUUCCCUCUGCAUCUCCUCUCUUCUCACCUCCAUUUUUACCCAUUUUCGAACCUCCUCCAACCUUCCACCGGGCCCUCCUUCAAUUCCCAUCUUCACUAAUUUUCAAUGGCUCCGCAGAUCCCCUCUCCAAAUUGAAUCUCUUCUUCGCAGUUUCGUCACCAAAUAUGGCCCUGUCGUCACCCUCCCUAUUGGCAACCACCCCGUCGUCUUCAUUGCCGACCGCUCCAUUGCUCAUAAAGCUCUUUUCAAACACGGCGCUCUCUUCGCCGACCGUCCUCCGGCACCUCCCUUGAGCAAGGUCAUCUCUUCCAAUCAAUACAGCAUUAGCUCUGCAUCUUACGGUCCACUCUGGCGCCUCCUCCGUCGCAAUCUCACUUCCCAAAUCCUCCAUUCUUCUCGUAUCGUAUUCUACAGCCAAGCUCGCAGGUGGGUUUUGGAUAUUCUUCUCAGUCGCCUUCAAUCUCACUCACAAUCUAAAAUACCCGUCUUAGUCGUCGAGAAUUUUCAAUAUGCCAUGUUUUGUUUGUUGGUGUUGAUGUGUUUUGGGGAUAAGCUUGAGGAGUCCCAGAUUCGUGAAGUCGAGAAAGUAGAGCGAGAGCUUAUAUUGAGUUUUCAGCGUUUCAACAUUUUCAAUUUCUGGCCUAAAUUCACAAAGAUUUUGCUCAGAAAACGUUGGGAGGCCUUUCUCCAAAUAAGAAAAAACCAAGAGAAUGUCCUAAAUCGUUUGAUCGAAGAACGAAGGAAGGCCAAUAAAAACAGGGCCAACAAAGCUCAAAAUGAAGAAAAAGAAGAAUUUGUGGUGUCAUAUGUGGACACAUUGCUCGAUUUGGAGCUCCCCAAUGAGGACAAUAGAAAGCUUUCUAAUGAGGAAAUAGUCACCCUAUGCUCAGAGUUCCUCAACGCAGGCACGGAUACCACCUCAACAGCACUGCAAUGGAUAAUGGCGAAUAUAGUGAAAAACUCAAAAAUCCAGAACAAACUCUUGGCAGAAAUUAGAGGAGUAAUGGGAAAUGGAUCAACAGAGGAUGAGGUGAAGGAAGAGGAUUUGGAGAAACUUCCAUAUCUAAAAGCAGUGGUUUUAGAAGGAUUAAGACGACACCCACCAGGGCAUUUCGUGUUACCACAUGCAGUGAAAGAAGACACGAUAUUGGAAAACUAUGUGAUACCAAAGAAUGGGACAGUAAAUUUCAUGGUGGCGGAGAUGGGGUUGGAUCCAAAAGUGUGGGAAGAUCCAAUGGUAUUUAAGCCGGAGAGGUUCUUGAAAGGCGGUGAAGGAGAAGGAGCUGUGUUUGAUAUAACAGGAAGCAAAGAGAUAAAAAUGAUGCCGUUCGGAGCAGGAAGAAGGAUGUGUCCUGGAUUUGUUCUGGCGAUUCUCCAUUUGGAGUACUUCAUUGCAAAUUUGGUAUGGAGGUUUGAAUGGAAGGAAGUAAAGGGAGAUGAAGUUAGUUUGGGAGAGAAAAUAGAGUUCACAGUGGUGAUGGAAAAACCUUUGAAAGCUGACAUAAUUCCUAGGUGAAUUUGGCCUGCUUUGUGGUUUGUGAUUUGUUAUUUACAAGUCCAAAUUCAUAGAUUAGUUUAAUCCCAAGAGUCAAGACUAAACCUUGGCUUUGACUACUUAAUUAUGUAUUAAGCACAAAUACGAACUACCUCUACCCCAAUCAA
Cucumis sativus (cucumber) is the source of this 1726-nucleotide messenger RNA. Its product is annotated as cytochrome P450 89A2. The coding region runs from base 39 to 1580 and encodes 513 amino acids. The transcript has a single exon. Gene Ontology annotation, cellular component: membrane. The record is from RefSeq and is a predicted model, not a curated record. Gene Ontology annotation, molecular function: iron ion binding; heme binding; oxidoreductase activity, acting on paired donors, with incorporation or reduction of molecular oxygen, NAD(P)H as one donor, and incorporation of one atom of oxygen. NCBI's taxonomy places the organism in Eukaryota, Viridiplantae, Streptophyta, Magnoliopsida, Cucurbitales, Cucurbitaceae.